This is a messenger RNA of Saitoella complicata NRRL Y-17804, 1258 nucleotides long. RefSeq lists its product as uncharacterized. NCBI's taxonomy places the organism in Eukaryota, Fungi, Ascomycota, Saitoellomycetes, Saitoellales, Saitoellaceae. Gene Ontology annotation, biological process: transcription elongation by RNA polymerase II; post-transcriptional tethering of RNA polymerase II gene DNA at nuclear periphery; poly(A)+ mRNA export from nucleus. The annotation marks the transcript as partial. Gene Ontology annotation, cellular component: transcription export complex 2. The record is from RefSeq and is a predicted model, not a curated record. Gene Ontology annotation, molecular function: double-stranded DNA binding; RNA binding. The transcript has 3 exons.
GAAGCAGACAGCAUACACCUCGAUGAGCGCUGGUCCGCUCCUCGCUCAAUACCUCGCUCUGAUCAAGACCGCGAACGACACAAAGAACUCGCAAUCGAUCAGCUCUCUGUUCAUCUUCGAUCCAAAUACGCCUGGUUAUCCUGACCUAAGAAGAGAACUACUCCAGACAAACGCCAAUGUCGUGGAGGACCUCUGUGACAACCUUGACCAAGGAGGAUCCCGAGCUUUCGGAAACCUCGUCUAUGGGUACCUCACAUUCAUGAAGAACUGCGAUUACUCAUCAGAAGUGUCUGUUUUUGAGCACUACUCCAAACUCAUGAACCAACUUCAUGCCGCCUACGGUAACGACGCAGGAUUCCUUAAUACUCUAGUGAUGCGAAUGGCGAGAUGGUAUGCGGAGCUGAGCAUAGCGGCUGACCAAAUGACUGGAAAUCGUGCGCUGGGUAACACGGAGAAGGCGGCGACGCUCUUGCAGAGAAUGCAUCCUCAUAUUUGUCAGGUUCCCUCGAAGCGGAGCGCGGCGUACCAUGUCGCGAAUCUCCUCUUCAGAUUAUACUUUAGGCUGCGGAAAACGACAUUGAUGGGGACAACAAUGGAGAGUAUCAGAAGCCAAAUCACCAAGAUAGAGGGCUACCCCCUUUCGCAGAUUGUGGAGUACCGGUACUACCAAGGCCGGUAUGAAUUGAGCAGAAACCAAUUCCCGACAGCACGGGAACAUCUACUAUGGGCCUUCAAUAAUUGCAUGGACGCAAGUGUCCGCAAUCGACGGCUGAUUCUGAUAUACCUCACCGCGGCCGGGCUCGUCAUCGGUAUGCUGCCACGGGAGGAUUUAUUACGGCGAUAUAAUCUCGCAGAGUACUUUUCGCCGCUGAUUCAUGCGCAGCGAAAAGGAGACUUUGCUCUGCAUGCUCUCACGAUCGAAAUGCACAAGGCGUGGUACUUGAGGUCGGGCGUUUACCUCAUCCUCCGAGACCGUCUACAACUCCUCCUAUUCCGAUCACUAUUCCGACGAACACAUAUCCUUACCAAGAAUAGAACUCCAAAGGGAAAUCAGGUGUGGUUUGAUGACUUAUUAGCGGUGACACGGUUGUCGACGCAGCGAGCCGCAGACGCAGUACGGAGUAUUGGCUGCACACCAGAUGACGAACCAGAAUGGGAUAUACUGGAUGUGGAAGCGAUGGCAGCGAACCUUGUGGAUCAGGGAUACAUCAAAGGAACGAUCCACUCCAGCCGAAAAAUCAUGGUGGUUGCUAAAGAC